Molecule: messenger RNA, 1117 nt
Organism: Tripterygium wilfordii
Lineage: Eukaryota; Viridiplantae; Streptophyta; Magnoliopsida; Celastrales; Celastraceae
Product: cell number regulator 6-like
Exons: 5
Coding region: 266-976 (236 amino acids)
Source: RefSeq, a predicted model, not a curated record
CUGUGUAGGUCUGGCCCGAUCACAAACCCAGCAAAAAAAGUAAAAACGACGUAAUCGUGCGUGGGAUUGUGGGAAGAAACGGUGAAGACAAGUUGACCCUGUAGCGAUCUUGAAUCUCCGACGCGACCGGAAAAUCGGAUCUUCCAUAGUACUCGGAUUUUCUGGCUGUAGUAUAGCAGGUUCGUCGUUAUUUUUCAAUUCCGGAUUCAAACGACCUUUGCUUUGAGUUUACUCGUCAACGCUUCACACAGACAUUUUCUAUGAGAUGGCGGAGGGUGGUAUGAAUUCGAAGUAUGUUAAGCUGACAAAGGAUCAAGUUGCGCCGUUGGAGGACAUUCGUCCAGGAGAGCUCAAUCAGCCCAUCGAGGUUCCUCAGUUGGCUCUUCGGAAGUGCAAUGAAUGUGGCCAGGCUUUACCCGAAAACUUUGAGCCGCCCUCGAACGAGCCUUGGACAACUGGAAUCUUCGGCUGCACUGAAGACACUGAGAGUUGCUGGACAGGAUUAUUUUGCCCCUGUGUUCUCUUUGGUCGUAAUAUUGAAAACUUGAGAGAAGACACCCCAUGGACUACGCCAUGCAUUUGCCAUGCUGUUUGUGUUGAAGGUGGCAUUGCUCUGGCUGUAGCAACAGCAGUCUUCCAUGGUAUUGACCCAAGGACUUCGUUUCUCCUUUGUGAGGGCUUGUUAUUUGCUUGGUGGAUGUGUGGCAUAUACACUGGUCUUGUGAGGCAAUCCUUACAAAGGAAAUACCAUCUCAAGAACUCACCAUGUGAUCCAUGCAUGGUGCACUGCUGCAUGCACUGGUGUGCCCUGUGCCAGGAGCACAGGGAGAUGAAGGGGCGUCUAUCAGAUAAUUUUGCCAUGCCAAUGACCGUUGUCAAUCCUCCACCUGUUCAAGAAAUGAAGUCUGCUUCCGAAGACCGGGAUUCUGCUCCAUCCACUGAACAUGGCACCACUUUGGAGAUGCAGGCUUUAUAAACCAAUACUCAAUAAUGUCAUACACAAGUAUUAUUUAUCAUAACUGAUUUUAUUUCAAACAAGGUUUUGCAGUGAUUUGUUGUACUCACGUUCCUCAGAGAUUAGCUUUAUACAAAACUUCAUAUUGUUUUUCCCUUGACA